Messenger RNA from Pan troglodytes (chimpanzee), 1228 nucleotides. It is a transcript of the gene L3HYPDH, whose product is annotated as trans-L-3-hydroxyproline dehydratase. Lineage: Eukaryota; Metazoa; Chordata; Mammalia; Primates; Hominidae. Gene Ontology annotation, molecular function: hydro-lyase activity. Bases 60 to 1124 code for a protein of 354 amino acids. The record is from RefSeq and is a predicted model, not a curated record. The transcript has 5 exons.
UAGGGGUCGGGCUUGAAGCCAUAGCUGCGGGACGGUACUCGUCUCCCCCGACGCAGACCAUGGAGAGCGCGCUGGCGGUGCCCCCGCUGCCCCCGCAUGAUCCAGGAACGCCGGUGCUGUCGGUGGUGGACAUGCACACGGGCGGCGAGCCCUUGCGUAUCGUGCUGGCGGGGUGUCCGGAGGUGUCUGGGCCCACCCUGCUGGCCAAGCGGCGCUACAUGCGCCAGCACCUUGACCACGUGCGGCGACGGCUCAUGUUCGAGCCCCGAGGGCACCGGGACAUGUACGGGGCGGUCCUAGUCCCGAGCGAGCUGCCGGACGCGCAUCUCGGCGUCCUGUUCCUGCACAACGAGGGCUACAGCUCCAUGUGCGGCCACGCAGUGCUGGCGCUGGGCCGCUUCGCUUUGGACUUCGGGCUUGUGCCGGCGCCCGCUGCGGGCACCCGCGAGGCCCGCGUCAACAUCCACUGCCCCUGCGGGCUGGUGACCGCCUUCGUGGCAUGCGAGGACGGCCGCAGCCACGGACCGGUGCGCUUCCACAGCGUCCCGGCCUUCGUGCUGGCCACAGAUCUCAUGGUGGAUGUUCCUGGACAUGGAAAGGUGAUGGUGGACAUUGCAUAUGGCGGUGCAUUUUAUGCAUUUGUUACUGCUGAAAAGUUAGGACUAGACAUUUGUUCUGCAAAGACCAGGGACCUUGUGGAUGCAGCGAGUGCAGUGACAGAGGCAGUGAAAGCUCAGUUUAAAAUUAAUCAUCCUGAUAGCGAAGACCUUGCCUUUUUAUAUGGAACUAUAUUAACAGAUGGAAAAGAUGCUUAUACCAAGGAACCAACCACCAACAUUUGUGUUUUUGCAGAUGAACAGGUUGACAGAAGUCCCACUGGCUCAGGAGUGACAGCCCGAAUUGCCUUACAGUAUCACAAAGGGCUUCUGGAACUGAACCAGACGAGAGCCUUCAAAAGCAGUGCAACUGGCUCAGUAUUCACAGGGAAAGCUGUGAGGGAAGCGAAAUGUGGUGAUUUUAAAGCUGUUAUAGUGGAAGUAUCAGGACAAGCCCAUUACACGGGUACAGCAAGCUUUAUAGUAGAAGAUGACGACCCACUGAGAGAUGGAUUUCUUCUCAAGUGACUUCUUCCAUGAUUUCAAGGGCUUUCUUUUUAAAGUAAUCAUUAUCCUUAAGGACUGUUUUCUCUAAAUUAUAUGAAAACAAAUAAAUUAUACAUAUAAACUAA